Molecule: messenger RNA, 1627 nt
Organism: Marchantia polymorpha subsp. ruderalis
Lineage: Eukaryota; Viridiplantae; Streptophyta; Marchantiopsida; Marchantiales; Marchantiaceae
Source: the annotation of a GenBank genome assembly
UCCUUCGGGGCACUCUGAAUCGAAUCACAGACCACGAACCGCAGAUCGAUAUGCCUCCGGCGGCUGCGCACGGGGCCAAAAAGUGGAAGAGAGGAGGCCGGAUCGGAUCGGGGUCGCACUCGAGCGUGUUCAUGGCCACGAACACGGAGAAUGGGAAGAAAUUCGCCGUCAAGUCGGCGGACAAGUCGCAUCUGCAGGAGCGGCUGUGCCUCGAGGUCGAGCGCAAGCUGCUGAAGAUGUGCAAGUCGCCCUACGUGGUCAAGUACUUGGGCUGCGACACGACCGACCGCGUCAAGGAGCUGGACAAUCGGAACAGCUUCAACCUGCUGCUGGAGCUCGUGCCGCGCGGCUCCGUGCAGGACCACAUCCGGCGCUGCGACGGCCGCCUGCCGGAGCCCAUCGUCGCGGCCUACACUCGUGACAUCCUCCGCGGGCUGUCGUAUCUGCACUCGCGCGGCAUCGUCCACGGCGACGUCAAGGCCGGCAACUGCCUCAUCGGCCGCGACAACAUCAAACUCUGCGACCUCGGGUCUGGGAAGUUUCUCGCUGACGGCGAUCUGCCUCUGACGCCGACGAAAGGCGAGCACAUGAAGAAGCGCAUCUUCACCACGGGGACCGAUGGGUACAAGGCCCCCGAGGUGCGCGAGGAGACGGAGCAGGGCCCGCGGUCGGACAUCUACUCUUUGGGCUGUACCGUGAUCGAGAUGUGCACCGGGCGCCCACCCGGUUUCGUGCCUACGUCGUACGAGUUGUUGACCGAGUUCGUCCCCGAGACCGGCCUCCCGGCCAUGCUCAUCGACGUCCCGCAGACUUACUCGCAGGAGUGCCGUGACUUCGUCGACGAGUGCUUGCAACCGGACCCUGACCGACGGCCCGACGCCGACGAGCUUCUUAAGCACGUCUGGUUUUCCAGUCGCCCUUGUUCGUACCCCGUGGACAAACCGUCGGUUCCCCGGUCCGAUCAGCACCGUUCUCCUCAGCCCCGACCGCAACCUCCACCUCCCCCGCCCAGCCUUCUGGACAAGUGCGGCAACCUGCUCGGCUGCAAAUGCUGAUGACUCGCUGCGCUUUAUCGGCACUUUCCGGCUUUCCGUCUGUCCGUCCGUCCGACGCUCUAAGGGAACUACGUCCGCUUUUCAGUACGAGUAUUUCUCCUGUUGGUGAUGGUGGAACGGAAGUCGGCGAUUUUGACCAUUUUCCGAUUUGUUUGCAAUUUUGAAGAGUGCUGCAGUCUCGUCUGUCGACACCCUUCCCAUUCCCUUGACCACCUUGUAGGUUAGGAACCAUUACCUUUGCAUUUCCUUUGAUGGAGAUCUACUAACUCGGACCGGAGGAGUGCAUGCAUUUAUCAGCACAAUUUGUUUGAAUGUAGCUUUGUGAUCGUAUCCUUGCAGAGACGUCAUGUACUUGAUCACUGAUUAUCCCCUCUACUCCAGUAUGUGUCAAGCUUGCCUUCAAACGAAGAACAGAAAGCUUCAAAGAAUGUUUACUCUUUCAAACAACACGAUUCAUUGUUUUACGAACACUAUAAUAAAUCUAUUGAUGUGAACAUAAUUUAGUUGUUUUCAUCAUUUAGGCUCAAAGAAAUAAUUUUCCCUGAAUUUCAAAUUAUCACAAAAAAAUUUCC